Messenger RNA from Archocentrus centrarchus (flier cichlid), 6283 nucleotides. Its product is annotated as connector enhancer of kinase suppressor of ras 2. The transcript has 24 exons. Gene Ontology annotation, biological process: regulation of signal transduction. The coding region runs from base 1 to 3441 and encodes 1146 amino acids. Lineage: Eukaryota; Metazoa; Chordata; Actinopteri; Cichliformes; Cichlidae. Gene Ontology annotation, cellular component: membrane; cytoplasm. Gene Ontology annotation, molecular function: protein binding. The record is from RefSeq and is a predicted model, not a curated record.
AUGGCUUUGGUUAUGGAACCUAUAAGUAAAUGGACACCAAAGCAGGUGCUGGACUGGAUGAAAGGUCUGGAUGACUGUCUCCAGCAGUACAUCAAGAGUUUCGAGCGGGAGCAGAUGGGGGGAGAGCAGCUGCUUCACAUCACCCAUCAGGAGCUGGAGGAGCUGGGUGUCACCAGGAUAGGACAUCAGGAGCUCAUCCUUGAAGCAGUUGAUCUCCUCUGUGCCCUGAACUAUGGCCUAGAGACUGAGAACCUCCGGACUCUAUCCCAUAAGCUCAACGCCUCAGCAAAGAACCUCCAAAACUUCAUCCUCGGCAGACGGAGGGGCGGCCAUUAUGAUGGGCGAGCUUCCCGAAGGCUACCCAAUGAUUUUCUCACUUCAGUGGUGGAUCUAAUUGGUGCAGCCAAGAACCUGCUAGCUUGGCUUGACAGGUCUCCAUUUGCCAGUGUGACAGAGUAUUCAUUACUGAAGAACAACAUUGUGCAGCUCUGCCUAGAAUUAACCACCAUUGUACAACAGGAUUGCACGGUGUACGAGACGGAGAAUAAAAUUCUUCACGUGUGUAAGACCUUAGCAGGGAUAUGCGACCACAUCAUUUCUCUGUCGUCUGACUCUCUGGUUUCUCAGUCUGCCCAUCUGGAGGUGGUCCACCUUACCAGCAUCAUGCCAAAUGAAGGCCUGGGGAUGUAUAUAAAAUCAACAUAUGAUGGACUCCACGUUAUCACCGGAACCACAGAGAAUUCUCCAGCAGAUCAGUGUAAGAAGAUCCAUCCAGGGGAUGAGGUGAUCCAAGUCAACCACCAGACAGUGGUGGGCUGGCAGCUGAAGAACCUGGUGAAUGCUCUAAGAGAGGACCCAUGUGGAGUCAUCCUCACGCUGAAGAAAAGGCCCCAGAACACCCUGAGCUCCACCCCAGCGCUGCUCAGGAACGUCCGCUGGAAACCACUGGGCCUGCAGCCGGUCCCCACCAGCCCCACCAGCACCUCCCCCACACCCGGUGGAACUUUGGGCAUGUCCAAAAUGGAUGCCCCCAGCAUGCAGGAUGUCUACAUCCUCUCCCCCGUCUCCGGACUCUAUAGCACCAGAGAGGAGAUGGGUCUGAUGUCAUGUGAUGACAUCAGCCGCUACAGCGUUAGCUCCCAGUCUGGCUCUAAAGGCUCAGAGGCAAUCAGUUACUACCUGGACCAGGACAGCGGUCAGUACUUCUCCCUGCUGGAAGGAGAUGGACCGCCGGGACCUGACUAUGACAGGGGCCGCAAUACCGGGGUUCGUCGACGAGACAAGACCCCUACCCAUGGUGACCUCAGACCCGUUUCCAUGCCUCCCGAAUAUAACUGGAUGGCCGAGGCCAAGGAACCCAGCAUGGGCAAAAGAGGGAGCCGAGAUUCAGACAACUCCCUCCUGCGCUACCUUAGUGAUGACAAGAUCCUGGUGAUCGAGGAAGAACCCGAGGGUCCGGGUAGAGAAAGCCGGCGGGACUCCACCAGACGUUCACGACGUAAGAGCCGCAAUCCCAGCAGCCCUAGCUUUCCCAUCAGCCCCUCCAUGCUGUCCUCCACCCUGCGCCUAGACCAGCCACCUGAAGCUUUGCCUCGAGGUGCAGACACACUGAGGGCAGACACAACAGACAGGUACUCUGGCUCAGGAAGCUCAGGAGCCGCCUCCAUGAGGAAGUCUUUCCAUUACACCUCUCUAAGAACGAAAACCAAAAAGAGAAGUAAAGGUUCCCUCACCAGUGCCAGUCGAAGGAGAAUCUCCUGUAAGGACCUGGGCCAUGGCGACUGUGAGGGCUGGCUAUGGAAAAAGAAGGACGCUAAAGGCUACUUCACCCAAAAAUGGAGGAAGUACUGGUUUAUCCUCAAAGAGUCGUGUCUCUACUGGUACACCAACCAAAAUGAUGAGAAGGCUGAGGGCUUCAUCAGCCUCCCCGAGUUCAGAAUAGACCGAGCCAUAGAGUGCAGACGGAAAUUUGCCUUCAAAGCCUGUCAUCCGAAAAUCAAGAGCUUCUUCUUCGCCACAGAUUGUCUUGAGGAAAUGAACAGGUGGAUGAACCGGCUGGGGCUAGCUGCUAUCGGAUACACACCAGAUGAUAAGGUGCCUCGCCCCGAUGAAGAUUACUGGAGCGAGAGUGAUCAAGAUGAGGUCGAUGGCUCCAUGACACUCAAACAGGAGGGACCCUCAUCCCUCUGUGAUACUUACCAUCGCACACCAUCAGUUAACCUCCUUCACAGUUAUGACCAGUUGCCCCGUUCAGUGAGCUCCAUGAGCCUCAUGCGCUCCACUCCAUCCCCACUCCCUCCACCAAUGAGUGCCUCCACCUCCCCCAUUCCUCCACAGAUGGUCUCUUCCACCUCCCCUCUCCCUCCACAGGUUAAUUCUUCUAGCCCCUUCCCUGAGCCUAAGCACGGUCGACAUUUCUCCAGCGAGUCCACACACUCCCACUCCUCAGCCGAGGACCAGCGUGGAGAUGGGAUGGGCAUGGGCACGGGCACAGGGAGCACCAGUACCCACUCAUCUGGCUGCCGCUCCUCCCAUCGUGAACGCCGCUCCUGGCAGGACCUCAUUGAGACGCCUCUGACCAGCGCAGGGCUGCACUUCCUCCAGACAGCGCCAGGGGAGAGUGAGUAUGGCGGCUUAAUGGGGAGCAUGGCUGGAGAAAUGGGAUUCUACGGAGGGCUGGGCAGACAAGGCAUGUCCCCAGAGAGACGCAGGCAGGCCACGCUGCCCGUACGGAGACACCACGCCGCAGAGAGGGACAGAGAACGGGACGGGCCCUUCCCUCUGGAGCGGGGGCCAUACACACACAGCCACACGCACAGACGCUCCCACAAGCAGCGGAGCCAGAGUCUGCCCAGGAACAGAGACCCGAUGCCAGGAAAGCUGUUACACACCUCUGCUCAUAUGGAGGAGAGGAGUGAAGAUGAGGAGGCAGAGGAGCAGGCCGCAGAUAUGCUUGAGGGUGAGGAGGAUCUGCGGGAGCUGAGAGUGGAGAGCAGAGAGAGGAGAGUGUCAGAGGGGAGGGAGCGGAGAGUGUCAGAGUGCCGCGAGCCCGAGCCACUAGAUGGGCUAGAGCAGUUGUAUCGGGCCCUGGAGCAAGCCAACGUGACGGCCUUAGGAGACCCUAGACCAUGUAGCAGGCAGGAGCUCCGACGCUGCUUCACCCAGAGAGCCAGGGACCCCCUGCUCAACGACAGGCUGCACCGGGUCCGAGCACUCCGUAGCACCUUGAAGGCCAAAGAGUCGGAACUAGCAGUAAUCUGUUCCCUCCUGGAGGACCCUGGCCUGUGCUCCCAGACCUUCAGAGAAUGGAAGCAGUGGCACAGCGAGCUCUACUCAGACAUCUGCCAGCUCAGCCCCGGCACCAACGGCCAGGACGACCUCUCCCCGCUGGCCGCCCCUCUCAUGACCCACACACACUCCUUCAUCGAGACACACGUGUGAGAAAGAGAUGAGAAGCAAAGACUGAACUGAUGCACACACACACACACACACACACAUACACACACACACACACACAGGAUCACAGAGCUUUACAUUAGCCGACCCCUCUCUCCUGGUCACGACUCUGAGCAUGCACUCACACAAACACACACACAUACAUGCACACACAUUGUAAGAUGUGUAAAUAUCAUAGAGGGAACCGUCUGAGACCUGCGCGUAUGAACUUUUGAUAAUCCCAAGGACCCCACAGGGUGCCUAUUGCAUGCCUGAACAGAAAGCAUUAAUCUUCCUUUGUCUAUGGAUCUCAGCAUAAAUGCCACACGCUUGUCAAGCAAAACGGGAAAAAAGGAGACUUUUUAACACAUUUGUUCCUUUGUAUUCUCUUGGGUUUCUUUUUUUUUCUAUUUUGCUUUAUUUUAGGGGUAAGGGGGAGCUAUGUAGCAGCAAUACAGAGGAAAACCCUUUUCACCACAGCACUGUACUUUUGUACUGAUGAACUUUGCACCCAGAGCCACCAGUUCUCCCCCUUUCUCUCUCUCUCUCUCUCUCUCUCUUUUUUUUUUUUCUUUUCGAGUUACAGGGACCUCACUGUUAUUUCAGCCUGAUCUCACGGGACAGUGUGGGGAAAGUAAGGGCAGCAACUUCGGUGUAAGACUGUGAGAGGUAGCCAGCGAUGUUGGUUUAUCCGUUCCAAAAGCGAGCAUUGAGAAGCCUUUUGCGCCGGCAGGAUGCGCACUAUUUCAAACUGUGAAGUGUGAAGUGUUCAGAAAUCCCCCAGUUUCAUCUGCGGAAGGAGGCUCCUCUGAAAGAGUACAGUUCUGUUUGCAUCCUCUCUUCCUCUUGUUUCUCUCCAUCACCUUCUCUUUUCUUAAUUACUUCUCUCUCUAGUCCUCAAAGACUUGUGUAUAUGUGUAUACUGCUGUGUAUACUGAUGUAAAUGUUUGCGUUCCACUACCACUGUGAUAGGCUUCUAGAGGUAGCGGAGGGAAGACGGAGAGGAUGUAUUUGUGUGGGUGCAAAACAACUUUUUUUUUUUUUUUUUGGUUUGUUUUUUCUUGUUGUUUUUUUCCUUAAACAGUGAAUGCAAGAGCUAGAGAGUUCUUUUCAGUCACUCACUACAACGAAUGCACUUUCUAUAUCUCUAUAUCUCAUCGGCUGCAUCACAGGGUCUACGUGUCAUCGGCCUCAUUACCAUUGCUGUUCGAAUAUCAGGUAAAAGCAUUUGCCGUCUCAUUUUCUAAAGAUUUGUGUACAGUCUACAAAUAUAUUUAAACAUAGAAAAAAUAUAUAAAAUCUAUUUACGUUUUGUGUCAUAGAUAUAAUGUAAAGUAUGAUGUAUUCUAUGCCAAGGUUCUGCAGUGUCCCCCUCUUCACUCUGUAGAUGCAGGGUGUUUAGCAGUUGAACAAAUAGGAGGUGAACGACAACAGCCGCCGUCACUGACAGCUGAUUGACAGUCUUUACUGGUUUACAUCACGGCUGACCAUUCUCUGGGUGGUGUGUUGCAUGAGAAAAAAGGCCUGGGGCUGAUUUGAAUGGACAGGGCAAAAUACUGUGGAUCAUUUGUGUUCCUUUUUUUUUUUUUUUUCUCCUCUUCUUCUUCUUGUUCCUUCUCACGAUUGCCUGUAGCGCAUGAUUCAUGCAAAGGUACGGUUGAAAGGUGACUUUGUAUUCAUGUGGUUAUAGGUUUCGAGUCUUUUUUUUCUCUCCAUUCAACAGCAUUUGAAGACACAUACUGUACCGUAACAAUUAAAGGAGGCGUUUUUUUUUUAAGUAAUUCACAUCCUCCUUUGACAUCCAAACAGGAGGUUUCAAUUUGAUGUUUGGUUUACUUAGAAGACUUGACACGUGCCCCCAAAAGCUUCUGACACCUCACCCGAGAGACAUCACUGCAGUUGCUUCCAAAAUGAAAGCUAAUUUGACAUUCCCUCCAAGCAUACAGUUGAUAUCAUAACCUCUGCACUAAAUGGUCUGUGAUGUCUGUGAAACUUGGAUGAAUCAUUUUCAUCCGCAAUAUCAGGCCAAGGACUCAACGGUGCCCCCUAGUGUCGAGGACUCUGAGAGACGUGUAGCACCUGCUGCAUCCAGCACUGUCUUUACUUAAUUCUUCAUUUUUUACUGUUGUUCUUGUGCGGGUUUUUUUUUUUUAUCAUGUCACACUGUAGUGAAAUAUCAAACAUACCCCAGAGAUAUAGCUUAUGUCUUUUUUUCCUUUUGUUUAGUUUUUUUAAUGAUUCAUUUGAGAGUAACACAAAGAAACUCAAUGAUGCAAGCACUUUCCCUGUGCCUCCCAAUCCUCUCUUUGGCAACGAAGGACUGACUAUACCGGUGUUUCCACACACACACACACACACACACACACACACACACACACACACACACACACACACACACACGCACACACGCAGCUGUAGAAGAGUUACAAUACAGUUUUAGUCUGCAGACCUCUCUCUGUUUGUCAUCUGUAGUGUUGGUCUUCUUUCUCCAACCGCUGCUCCGCCGAGCAGGUGACAUACUGUAGAUUAAGGAGUUCUGAGAGUUUUCAUUUGUAGGCACUGACUGUGUUAUUCCUCCCAAAUCUUUGUGUGUGUAAACCUGCAGAAACAGGCCGAAAAGGGAGAUUCCACUGUGUGUUCUUUCAGGGGUGUACACCUCAUGGUACAUUGCACAGGUGUGUAAGAUGUAAGUUGCACUGCGACAUUAAAAAAAGGAACAUAUUGCUCUUUUUCAAGGAUAAUAUUAGCUUACUGUUAUUCUGUACAUUAAACUGACUAAAGAUGAUAUUAAAGAAGAAAGAAAAUGACAUUUAUUCUUCCUAAAGUAGCCUUUUUUGGUUUCAUAUAU